Acytostelium subglobosum LB1 is the source of this 621-nucleotide messenger RNA. RefSeq lists its product as hypothetical. The record is from RefSeq and is a predicted model, not a curated record. Gene Ontology annotation, cellular component: phagocytic vesicle; late endosome; lysosome. The annotation marks the transcript as partial. NCBI's taxonomy places the organism in Eukaryota, Evosea, Eumycetozoa, Acytosteliales, Acytosteliaceae. Gene Ontology annotation, biological process: phagosome-lysosome fusion. Gene Ontology annotation, molecular function: GTP binding; GTPase activity. The transcript has a single exon.
AAGAAAGAAGUAAAGUUGAAGGUAAUAGUGUUGGGCGAUGUAGGAGUUGGCAAGACAUCAUUGUUGAACCAAUAUGUAAAUAGAAGGUUUGAUCAUGGCAAGUGUACAUCAACAAUUGGUUCAUUUCUUUAUGUAAAGGAGAAUAUAGAUGUAUCUGAAGAACAUGUAGUAUCGAUGAAUAUAUGGGAUACAGCCGGUCAAGAACGAUUCGACUCAUUAUCCGACCUAUACUAUCGUGGUGCACAAUGCUGUCUACUGGUCUUUGACAUAUUCGAUGGGAAGUCAUUCGAACAUUUGGAUAAAUGGCGUGAGGAGGUGCUCAAGAGAGUCAAUCCGAGAGACCCAGACACCUACCCAAUAGCAGUACUCGGUAACAAGCUCGAUCUUGUGGAGCAUGCUACUGCUGCUCAACAACGUGUUGUAUCAAGCAAGCGAGCAGCCACAUGGUGUAUGAAUAAUGGCAUCCCAUACUAUGAGACAUCUGCAAAGGAUGGAGCCAAUGUCGAGAAAUCAUUCAAAGAUAUUGCAAUGUUUGCUACAGGUCUAUAUUACAGACCGUAUGUAUCUUCAAUCAAUCAAUCAAUCAAUCGAUCACUCUCUCACUCAAUCUCAACAUAUAUA